This is a messenger RNA of Tinamus guttatus (white-throated tinamou), 538 nucleotides long. The record is from RefSeq and is a predicted model, not a curated record. Lineage: Eukaryota; Metazoa; Chordata; Aves; Tinamiformes; Tinamidae.
CGUUAUGCAAAGCGUGUCGUCCUCUUUUCUGUCCGCCUGCAGGUUACGAGGGCACCGGCUCGGUCCUGAUGUCCCCUGUCCCCCACCAGAUGCUGCCCUACAUGAACGUGGGCACUUUGUCCCGCACGGAGCUGCAGUUGCUCAACCAGCUGCACUGCCGGCGGAAAAGACGGCACCGGACUAUCUUCACGGACGAGCAGCUGGAGGCUCUGGAAAACCUCUUCCAGGAAACGAAAUACCCAGACGUAGGGACCAGGGAGCAGCUGGCCAGGAGGGUACAUCUAAGAGAGGAGAAAGUGGAGGUUUGGUUCAAAAAUCGCCGGGCGAAAUGGAGGCGGCAGAAGCGAUCGUCCUCGGAAGAGUCGGAAAACGCCCAGAAGUGGAGUAAAGCAUCCAAAACGUCCCCGGAUAAGCGGCAGGAGGAAGGAAAAAGUGACUUGGACUCGGACAGCUGAUGGCCGCGCCGGGGGGGGCCAUCUCCCGUGGACUGUAGGACUUGCUCCCGAGGAUGCUACUGUCUUGCACAAACUCUGCCUUG